AUGAAUUUGUUACACAGAAAGACUGCUGAUUCGGUCAGUCAAACUACUAAAGCUAAUUCGUACAAAGCUGAUUCUAAUAGAUCAAGUUUAGUACAUUUAUACGGUUGGAAUCAACAGAAUGCAUUACUAUCUAUGUAUUGUAAACCAAUAUGUCGACCAAAUGGUCCAGGUAUUGGAGGUGGUGGGAAACCUGAUCGAUUCAUAUACCAAAAACAAACAAGAAUCGGUAAAGAAUACAAAUUCUAUCAUUAUGAUGAUCCAAAUGCUUAUAUACUACAGUAUAGACGAGAUUGUACACUGACUUCAAGUAGUAAAGAUAAUUAUGAUAAAGGACCAUUAGAAAAUGUCAACAAGUCAGUAGUGGAUGGAAUAAACAAGUUAGAAAAUGAUAAUAACUAUUAUACCUACAAUAAAUCGUUGAUAAAAAGAAAUACUUCUAUUCGUAUGAUAAUAUUGAAACCAUCUGAAUUAAGAAUCAGUCAAUCUAAUUUUCUAGAUAGAAACUUUAUGCUUAACCUUCAACUAUCACUGAUCAGAAAGAAUAAUAAGAUGGAUGUGAAAUUAGUCAUUGAAACAGAGACGAAGAAUUCCGUAUUUAAUGACAAUGAAUUAGUGUCAUAUUUGUCACCGCCUUGGGCAUAA
Molecule: messenger RNA, 642 nt
Organism: Heterobilharzia americana
Lineage: Eukaryota; Metazoa; Platyhelminthes; Trematoda; Strigeidida; Schistosomatidae
Source: the annotation of a GenBank genome assembly